Messenger RNA from Lathyrus sativus (Indian pea), 1905 nucleotides. The record is from the annotation of a GenBank genome assembly. Lineage: Eukaryota; Viridiplantae; Streptophyta; Magnoliopsida; Fabales; Fabaceae.
AUGAAAAACCUAAACCUCUUCCGUGAGGUUCCUUUCAUUCUCCGAUUAACCUCCGACGACGAAACUUUUCGAUUCGCCGCCUUAGAUAUCGAACGCAACCGUCUCUUCUUCCUCUCGUCCCACAAUUUCAUCUACACUUACCAUCUAUCUUCCUUCCAUGAUAAAGAAGCUUGGAGUAAUGCCUCAUUGUUAUCUACAGAUUAUGGCAGCGUUGAUCUCGAACCCGAUGACAGUGUUACUUCUUUUGAUUAUCUUAUGGAGAAAGAAGCGCUUCUUCUCGGAACUUCCAACGGGCUUUUAUUGCUUUAUGAUGUUGACGCUAACACAACUCAAGUUGUUGGUAACUUGGAUGGUGGUGUCAACUACAUUUCCCUUAGUCCUGAUGGUGAACUUAUUGCUAUAAUUACUGGUUUUGGUCAGAUUUUGGUUAUGACUCAUGAUUGGGAUUUGUUGUAUGAAACACCACUUGUUGUUGAUGAUGAUGUUCCUCAAGGCCAUCACGUAAAUGGAGAAAACUUUUUGGAGGGUGGGUUUGAGCAACAUCCGAUAUCUUGGCGAGGAGAUGGAAAGUACUUUGCUACGAUGAGCGUGUGUAGUUCUACUUUUUUGCGGAAACUUAAGGUUUGGGAUCGAGAUUCAGGGGAAUUGCUUGCUUCCUCGGAUGAAAAAACUUUUGCUGGAGCAGUUUUGGAGUGGAUGCCCAGUGGUGCUAAAAUUGCAGCUGUAUAUGACAGAAAAGCUGAAAAUGAAUGCCCUUCAAUUGUUUUCUUUGAGAGGAAUGGUUUGGAAAGAAGCAAGUUUAGUGUUGGUGAAGGAGUUAAUGCAAAAGUAAAAUUUCUGAAGUGGAAUUGCAGUUCUGAUCUUCUUGCGGGUGUUGUAGAAUGUGAAAGUUAUGAUGCUAUAAAGAUAUGGUAUUUUAGCAACAAUCAUUGGUACAUGAAGCAUGAAAUUAGAUACUUGAAGCAAGAUGAAGUCGGGUUCAUAUGGAAUCAAGAAAAACCUUUGCAGUUGAUUUGUUGGACUCUUGGUGGUCAGGUUACAGUUUACAACUUUGUUUGGAUCACAGCUGUUAUGGACAAUUCCGUUGCACUAGUCAUUGAUGGCUCCAAUAUUCACGUAACACCACUUUCCUUAUCUUUAAUGCCACCUCCUAUGUAUUUAUUUAGUCUAAAAUUUUCUUCCCAUGUACGGGGUAUGGCUGUAUAUUGUAAAAACUCCAAGAACAAGUUAGCUGCAUUUCUUUCAGAUGGUAGUUUAUGUGUUGUAGAGCUUCCAUCAAUUGAAACCUGGGAAGAACUAGAGGGGAAAAAAUUCAGUGUUGAAGCCUCUCAUACUGAAAUGGUGUUCGGAUCCAUAUUACAUCUUGUAUGGUUGGAUUCACAUAAGCUGUUAUCUAUUUCACAUUAUGGUUUUAGUCACAGCAAUGACUUAUUCCAAACAUCACUCAAUAAGGAUGCACUUCCAGGCUUCUUUUUGCAGGAAAUAGAACUUGAAUGUUCUGAGGAUAUUGUUCCAGGAUUGCUGACAUGUUCUGGCUGGCACGCAACAGUUUCAAAACAAAAUACCCUUAAAGAGCUUGUUAUUGGCAUUGCUCCAAACCCUGCUAGUAAAUCUUCAGCAUUUAUGCAGUUUUCUGAGGGUAAAAUCAAAGAAUAUUUAUCAAAAGUGGGGACUGGUGGUGGAUCUCAAGAGCAAGAAUUUCAAGGAUUUUCCGUAGUCUGCCCUUGGAUGGGUGUAGCGUUGAUCGGAAGUGUUGGCCAGUCAAAACCAGUGCUUUUUGGACUGGAUGAGAUUGGCAAAUUGCAUACUAGCGGGGGUAUAGUGGUUUGCAACAACUGCAGCAGUUUUUUCAUUUUACUCAAAUUUGGCAGACCAAGUAAUAACACAUCUAAUUCUUGCAACUAA